AAGUACAAUUGGCGGUUUUUAUAACCAAAUAAACAACGUCAACAGUGAAUUUUCUUUCAUACUUUGGAAUAACGAAUGUGUACGAAACAUAACUGUAAAUAAUAAUAAUUAAUAUUAUUAUGCAAAAAAAAUUUUUGUCAUUGAUUGCUUUAGAAAAUUUAAGGGAUGCAUUAACUGGAAUUUAAUGAACGGAAUAAAGCUAGCAAACGAUACUUAAAUCUUUGGAAUUGCCAAGAAUUCAAAAUGUCGAAGAAAAAAGGAUUGAGUGUGGAAGAGAAAAGAAAUCGUAUGUUGGAAAUAUUUUAUGAAAAGAAAGAUGUUUAUCAAUUGAAAGAUUUAGAAAAAAUUUGCCCAAAGGAAAAAGGAAUUGUUGCACAAUCUGUUAAAGAUGUUCUUCAAUCUUUGGUUGAUGAUGGUUUAGUUGACAGCGAAAAAGUGGGAACUAGCAUAUAUUUCUGGGCCUUUCCCAGCAAAGCUUUUAAUAACAGAAAAAGAAAAAUCAAUGAUCUAAAUGCAAAACUUGAUGACGCUCGCAAAAAAAUUAAGCGUUUAGAUACCCAGUUUGCAGAAGCUAAAUGUGGCAGGGAAGAUUCAAUUGCAAGAGAUGGAAUAUUAAAACAAUUAAAUGAAUGUCAAAAAGAAGUAAUAAAUUUAAAGGAAAAAAUUGAAAAAUAUAAAGACUGUGAUCCUCAAGUUUUAGAAGAGGUUAAGAAACAAAUUGAAAUUAGCAAAGAUGCAGCUAAUAGAUGGACAGAUAAUAUAUUUGCUAUAAAAUCCUGGUGUAAGAAUAAGUUUUUCAUUGAAGAAUCCGUGUUGAAUAAACAAUUUGGGAUACCUGAAGAGCUUGAUUACAUUGAAUGAUGUAUAUUUAAAUACCCUGAAAAUGAUUGUUGAAUUGAUAGCAUCUGUUUUAGAAAACAAAUUCUUUCG
This is a messenger RNA of Argiope bruennichi, 930 nucleotides long. Its product is annotated as meiotic nuclear division protein 1 homolog. NCBI's taxonomy places the organism in Eukaryota, Metazoa, Arthropoda, Arachnida, Araneae, Araneidae. Gene Ontology annotation, molecular function: double-stranded DNA binding. The transcript has a single exon. The record is from RefSeq and is a predicted model, not a curated record. Bases 244 to 861 code for a protein of 205 amino acids. Gene Ontology annotation, cellular component: nucleus. Gene Ontology annotation, biological process: reciprocal meiotic recombination.